This is a messenger RNA of Salvelinus fontinalis (brook trout), 5024 nucleotides long. Its product is annotated as protein broad-minded-like. The transcript has 34 exons. Lineage: Eukaryota; Metazoa; Chordata; Actinopteri; Salmoniformes; Salmonidae. Bases 203 to 4132 code for a protein of 1309 amino acids. Gene Ontology annotation, biological process: non-motile cilium assembly. The record is from RefSeq and is a predicted model, not a curated record.
AAACAUCAUUAAACAUCCUCCACCAUUGGUGUCUGUUUGCAACCCUUUUCUCAGCAUCAUCUUUGCCUGUGACCUUCAUCUGCUUUGAAUAUCCCACAAUGCACGAGUGUGAGCUAGCUACCCGUUUCCAUAGAGACAGUGGUCGAGCCAAGCUGCAGCAGAUGCUGUAUUUCUGCAGAGAAGAGUGAAUCCACAUCAGACCAUGUCUCAGUUCUCAGCUGAGGCUGAGGCUGAACUUCAGUCUCUGUUGAGGCAACUUCUAAAAAGCAUCAAAGACAGAAUCUCUGGUGCACCAUCCAUUGAAUGUGCAGAGGAAAUCUUGCUUCAUCUGGAGGAGACAGACAAGAACUUCCAUAAUUAUGAAUUUGUUAAGUACCUGCGGCAGUAUGUGGAAAGCUCUCUGGGAGCAGUCAUCGAGGAGGAGACAGAGAGCUGUGCCCGAGGAGAGGGAUAUGCUGUUGGGUCUGUUCAGGACACCUUGGUCCAUGCUGUUACAAUAAAGACUAGAGAAUCUGGAGAAUACAAGCAAAUGAUGCAGACAUUGAAGAACACGAUGAUGGUAGUCGUUGAAUCAUUGAUUAAUACAUUUGAAGAGGACCAACUGAGAAAGGAGGAGAUGCACAGGGAGAGCCAACAUCAGCAGUCAAACAGCCAUUACACAGACAACUGCUCCGACAGUGAUUCAUCCUUCAAUCAGAGUUAUGCAUUUAUCAAACAAGAACAGCUGCAGGUUCUUGCUGAAAAGCUUGACCCUAGUAAGCCUAAAGAGGUGCGCUGGGAGGCCCUGCAGGCUCUGUGCUGUGCCCCGCCCUCGGAUGUGCUAAGCUGUGAGAGUUGGAGUGGCCUGCGCAGGAACCUCUCUGCUGCCUUGGCUGACCCAGACCCUGACCUCAGUGAUAAGGUCCUGCGCUUUUUUGCAAAAACAUUCUCCUGUUCGCCACUGAAUGUAACAAGGGAGAUCUACACCAGUUUAGCCAAAAGUCUGGAGUCUGACUUCCUGUACCAUAAACUGAGCCUCCCUACUGGAUCAGCGGGGAUUGAUGUAAACAGACAGGACAUUACCCGUCUCUUAAAACAAAUGCGGUUAAUGAAUGAUUUUCAGAAGGAAGUAACAACCUUUUGGAUUCGGCACCCAGAGAAGUACAUGGAGGAGAUAAUAGAGAGUACUUUCUCUCUCCUGUCCUUCUUCCCUGAACAUGGGUUAGAGACACAAGGGUCAGAGAAAGCCUUGAAGCCCAUACACCUCAUUGCUUUACUUGAUAUCAAAGCCACCUGGUUUAAGAAGUGGAUGCAUGGUUACUACAGCAGGACCGUGGUCUUUAGGCUCCUGGAGAGGAAGUACAAGUCUCUGAUUGUGGCAGCUCUUCAGCAGUGCAUUCAUUAUUAUGACUCCUGUGACCCAGUCAGAGAUGAGACGGCUGAGGUCAUCCACUCUAUGGAGCACCAGCACAUCGGCACUGCUCAAAGGACUCUCUACACUACCAAGGAGCUGGAAUAUAUGUAUUUCGUUCACUCAUUAUGUGUGCUUGGAAGGCUUCUCAUGUACACUAAUGGGAGAAAGCUCUUUCCCAUCACAGUGUGGAAACGCAAAGAUCCAGUCAGUCUGACAGACUUGGUUGUCAUUCUGAUUAACAUCAUGUACCAACACCCCAAGCCUCCUGACAGUGACUCAUCACAUGCAGACACUCUCUCUCCCACCACUCUUGUAAUGGAGUUGCUGAGGACCCUGGGUGACCGCACAGAGUGUGCAGUGGAGUGCCUUUACCAAACCCCUGUCAUAGAGACACUGCUGGCACCCAUCAUCACCCUGCUCAAAGGAAAACAGGUCAGCAUAAAACAGGCUAAAUUAAACUCCCCAGAAACUACAUUGAUUCAUAUAGCAGACACUCUCGCAAGAAUUGCCACCACUGAGCGAGGAUUAUCACUUUUCUUAUAUGAAAGAAAUCUAGUUUCUGGUGAGGGGGAAGGUAUUUCAGCUGCCCAUGUAAUCGUUCAGUUCACCCAGAGGCUCCUGGCUAAAGAGCUGCCAUUGUUACGGAAUGCAGAGACAUCCUAUGGCGUGAGCGGGGCCUUCAUCUUCGUGUGUCGGCAGAUGUACAACACAUGUGAAGGAUUGCAGGUGCUCAGGCCCUAUGGCCUGCAUGAGUGCAUCGCUGCAGCUUGGAAAAAGACAAGCUCCCUGUCAGAAAGAGUUCCCACCCCGGUUCCCGGAGCCAUCCCCGGCACGUCCUCUCAGGAGCUGCAGAAUGUAGUGGUUUGGGAGGAGACUUUGCUGGACAACCUGCUGAACUUCGCUGCCACUCCGAAAGGCCUGCUGCUCCUCCAGCAGACUGGAGCCAUCAAUGAGUGUGUCACCUACAUGUUCUCCAGGUUUACCAAGAAACUACAGGUCAGCCGAUGUGAGAAGUUUGGCUACGGUGUGAUGGUAACACAGGUAGCAGCAACAGCCCCCGGUGUGGUGGCUUUACACAGUUCUGGUUUUGUGCAGGCCUUAGUGGUGGAGAUAUGGUCAGUCCUGGAGUGUGGGAGAGAGGAUGUGAGGGUCAUUUACCCCAAGUCCACCCCCAUGGACCCCAUUGACAGGAGCUGUCUGAAGUCGUUCCUGUCCUUGGUCAACCUGCUGUCCUCCCCCCAUGCUGUGUGGGAGCUCCUGGGACAGCAGCCUCUGCCCAACAAGGCUGAGUACAACCUAAGGGAGAUGCCCACAUCCAUUACAGAUUUGAUUGAUAGGCUGAUUGCUGUGAACUCAGAUGUGAAAAUUCAUUCACUGUUCAACUACGAGCAAUCUCACACGUUUGGCCUGAGAUUACUUAGUGUGAUGUGCUGCAACCUAGACUCCCUCCUUCUUCUGGAGUCACAGUACAACAUUUCCGACAUGUUGCUGCAAUGUCAGAAGGACAACAUCACCGAUCCAUCGUCCGGUGAAGGAGAUUUCAUCAUUGAUGGUCUAUCUGUGGAGAGGAACCACAUCCUGGUGCGUAUGAGUGUGAUUGGAGGACCAUCGGAGAGGAGACUUCCCCUUAGGGUCCUCCAGAAGGGCACUGACCCUUAUCCAUGGCCGAUGUUUUCAUCAUACCCUCUGCCCAAUUAUUAUAUACUGAAUCUUCCAAAGACAACCCGAGGUAAACAGGACUGUGAGAUAAGUGCCUUCCUGGCCUCCACCAAGAACACAGAGAAGGAUGGGAGCUGGAUGGAUACCUGUAGGAGACAGUACUGCAAAGCCAUGACCACCAAGUCCAACAUUGUCUCAGGGAAUGUCCUGGCUGAUCUACUGGAGAAGGCUGUGUCGCACCUUUCUGCUUUGCCGUCAGAACGUUUCUUCCCACCUGCGGACUACAUAGCGUCGGGGAGCGGCAUAAAGACUGGCAGCCUGUCGUCUGUGGACCAGCUGGGGAUUCAGGCCUCUCUCAGGUAUGGGAGACAUCUGAACUUACUGAGGGAUAACUCUGAGCAGGACCUCUGUCUUUUGAUGAAGCAUUGCCAAGAGCUCCUAUCUCAACAGAGAGCCAAGCUCACGUCGGAGCUUUACACUCUGCAGGGAGCCUACCCAGGUCAUGACUGGUUCGCCUCCACCGUGUUCCUCAUCAUGGCUGGAGACAUGGAGAGAGCCCUCCGCCUCCUCCUCCACCUCUCCACCCUGCUCACAUCAGCCUUCCUCUGGCCCGCCAGGCUCCACGGAUCGGUUCACCUACCCAUGGAGAUUGCUCAGUCUAGCAUCCAUCCGGUCUACUCAUGCACAACACACUAUGUAGAGAUGCUGCUGAAGACUGAAGUGCCUCUAGUUUUCUCUGCCUUCAGGAUGUCCGGUUUUACCCCCUCCCAGAUGUGUGUGCAGUGGCUAGGCCAGUGUUUCUGGAACUACCUGGACUGGUCUGAGAUCUGCCACUACGUGUCCACCUGUGUGGUGAUGGGGCCGGACUACCAGGUGUACAUGUGUGUGGCUGUGCUGAAACACCUGCAGCAGGACAUCCUGCAGCACACACAGACCCAGGACCUGCAGGUCUUCCUCAAGGAGGAACCCAUCCAAGGCUUCAGAGUGAGUAAUUACCUUGAGUACAUGGAGGGUCUGGAGCGCAGUUACAGAACAAUGGUACUGACAGACAUGAACAAUAUCUCCCAGAGAGUCAGCUAGCAGUGCUACGACACACAAUAGUCUCCACUCACCAGGCUGCACUGGGACUGGUUGUAACAAGGUAAAGGAUUGUCAAGACGGGUUUAACAUUUGAUAUUGCGUAUGCGCUCUGUAAAUUACCUCUAAGAUCUGUCAAUAUUUCUCGCCAUAUUUAAAGAUGUACAGUGGCAUAUAAUGUAUGUAUGCCAUAUUAUUUAACGGAUUGAGAUAAUGUUAUGAAAUACAUGGUAAUUAACUUCUUGCUUGAUGUACUUUCUUGUCUAUUUACGUCUUCAUCGAUCGUCUUGAAAUGUUAUAAUCAUUCUCUAUAUUAAUCCAACCUUAAGGGCAUAAUGAUAUUUACCUGUAAACCUACUGACCUCUCCUAUCCGAUACAGCCACUACGAAUACCUCCACUAGACAAUAUGAUGACUGUUUGUUUCCCACCUUUUAAUUCUACUUCUACUCGUCAAUACAUUACAGAUCGUAAGCUCCUAGCCGUAAUGGGAGGUGUAUGAGCUGUGUACGUGCCACAAGUGUAGCUUACCAAGUGUAUCUAUGUUGUGGGUCCAUUCUCCUCAUUGAGAGGCUUGAUGGUGACCGUGGAGAGGCAGCGUGUUGUUGUUACAAGUCUUAGUAAACAGCCCAUCUCUCUCUUUCAGCUGAACCAUCUGAUACGAGCGCCUCUGAAUAAUGAAUGAGAUCAUUAAAGCCCUUGGUUACUCCAACACAACUGUUAAAUAUUAUAUACUGUUUACCAUCUACGUAGGGCAGAGGUCGAUAGAAGAGAUAGAAAUCAGUGCCACAAAAUGUUUACCCGAUAAGCACUUGAAGUGAGGUUUAAAAUGAGUUUGACUUUUAUUUCUUUAUCUUUGAUCUCCCAUGUGUUAAAUAAAAUUGAACAUUCAGUCUA